Tinamus guttatus (white-throated tinamou) is the source of this 1050-nucleotide messenger RNA. RefSeq names its product MOS proto-oncogene, serine/threonine kinase (gene MOS). Gene Ontology annotation, molecular function: protein serine/threonine kinase activity; ATP binding. Gene Ontology annotation, biological process: protein phosphorylation. NCBI's taxonomy places the organism in Eukaryota, Metazoa, Chordata, Aves, Tinamiformes, Tinamidae. The record is from RefSeq and is a predicted model, not a curated record.
AUGCCAUCACCUAUACCUCUCAGUCGCUUUAUUCCUUUGGAGUUUUCCCCAUCCCUGGAUUUACGACCCUGCAGCAGCCCUUUAGUGAUCCCUGGUAAAGAUGGAAAAAGCUUCUUAGGGGGAACCCCUUCACUCAGGACUCGCCGCCUGCCCCCACGCCUGGCCUGGUGCUCCAUAGAUUGGGACCAGCUCUGCCUCCUGCAGCCCCUCGGCUCUGGGGGCUUCGGCUCUGUCUACAAAGCCACGUACCACGGUGCCACUGUGGCUGUGAAGCAGGUGAAGAAGAGCAGCAAGAACAGGCUGGCAUCGCGGCAGAGCUUCUGGGCUGAGCUGAACGUAGCCCGCCUGCAGCAUGCGAAUGUGGUGCGUGUGGUGGCUGCCAGCACGUGUGCUCCUGCCAGCCAGAACAGCCUGGGCACCAUCAUCAUGGAGUAUGUGGGCAACAUCACCCUGCACCAUGUGAUCUACGGCACUAGCGACACGUGGACACAGGGAGAGGAUGAUGAAGGAGGGUGUGGAAGAAAGGGCCUGAGCAUGGAGGAGACUGUGUUUUAUUCUUGUGACAUUUUGACUGGCUUAGCCUUUCUUCACUCGCAGAGUAUCGUGCACUUGGACCUCAAACCUGCGAACAUCUUCAUCACUGAACAGGGAGUGUGCAAGAUUGGAGACUUUGGGUGCUCCCAAAAGCUGGAGGACGGCUUGUCCCCGAGCCCCCAGGUUUGCCAGCAAGGGGGCACGUACACCCAUCGCGCCCCCGAGCUCCUUAAGGGGGAGCGGGUGACCGCCAAGGCCGACAUCUACUCCUUCGGCAUCACCCUGUGGCAGAUGGUCACGCGGGAGCAGCCCUACGAGGGAGAGCGGCAGUAUGUGCUCUACGCUGUGGUGGCCUACGGCCUGCGGCCACCCCUCAGCGCCGCGGCCUUCCUCGGGGCCCCCGCGGGCCAGCGGCUGCGGAGCAUCAUCAGCUGCUGCUGGAAGGCCAAUGCUGAGGAGCGCCUGAGCGCGGCCCAGCUGCUCCCCAGCCUCCAGGCCCUCCAAGGCAGCCGCUAG